Messenger RNA from Malus domestica (apple), 936 nucleotides. RefSeq lists its product as uncharacterized. The record is from RefSeq and is a predicted model, not a curated record. Gene Ontology annotation, cellular component: ribosome; large ribosomal subunit. Lineage: Eukaryota; Viridiplantae; Streptophyta; Magnoliopsida; Rosales; Rosaceae. Gene Ontology annotation, molecular function: structural constituent of ribosome. Gene Ontology annotation, biological process: translation.
UUCAAAAGGGUCCACAUACAAACGAGUAACAAUUCAUAAGAAACUCAGAAAAGUGAAACGAAAAAUAGGAAGCGGAUUUGAGAUUGGCUUACAGGGUGAGCACGCAUCGGGUGACCUGACGACCUUUGUCGAGACACUUCUCCGGGUUCGGGUCCUUCUUCUUGCACUUGAGAAACGCCACGUUCUCGGCCUGGCAGUUGAACUGAAUGUGCUUCGCCGCCGCCGUCAGCACCGCCGACGCUGGGAUUGGUUCUCCCGCUGGGCCCACCGCGCUAGCCAUAUCCGGCUCCUCCUCCGAUCGAUUCCGAUAAAAAAAGAUCCAAACUUUGAAGCAAAAAAAUAAAAUUUUAUUAAUUCAGAGAAAUCCAAUUGAAAAACAAAGCUCCACACGCACAAGGCGACUUUGGAGUGGGAGAUUGAAAGGGCAGUUUAGUCUUUCCAUCCUAAACCCUUGGGCCUUGUACUUGAAUUAGAAUACACUGCGGGUUUUCAGUCUCCUCCUUGAGACUCCAUUUCGGCUUUGCACCUCUCACUUCUCAGGCGAUUGCAGCUUACAAAAGUUGAACAGAAUGGGUGAAAAGAAGAAGAAGGCUACCUUGUUCAUCCGACUUAUCUCAGCAGCUGGGACUGGAUUUUUCUAUGUCAAGAAGAAGCCGAGUAGGGUGCAAGAGAAGCUUGAGUUUCGGAAAUUUGACCCUCGGGUAAAUCAUCAUGUUCUAUUUACUGAGGCAAAGAUGAAAUGAGCAAGUUUCCACUGCACUAUGGAUGUUUCCAUUAUUGUCCGCCUUUGUUUUUAAUCCUUGUAGGCACUCUGUUUAAAGGUAGACCUAACUCUUAAGAACUUGGGUUAAUUAAUGGUGUUUUCUGCUGUAUCUUGACGAAAGUUCACACUCUCUCUCUAGCUCAAGCAUAAUAAACUCAAAUUUCGAUUGCUAA